This is a messenger RNA of Orcinus orca (killer whale), 4748 nucleotides long. It is a transcript of the gene ADAM17, whose product is annotated as ADAM metallopeptidase domain 17. Lineage: Eukaryota; Metazoa; Chordata; Mammalia; Artiodactyla; Delphinidae. The record is from RefSeq and is a predicted model, not a curated record. Bases 1093 to 3363 code for a protein of 756 amino acids. Gene Ontology annotation, molecular function: metalloendopeptidase activity. Gene Ontology annotation, biological process: Notch signaling pathway; membrane protein ectodomain proteolysis. Gene Ontology annotation, cellular component: plasma membrane. The transcript has 18 exons.
CAGUGCCUGGGGAUCCCGUCUGCAUCCACUGCAACAUCAUGGAGUCGUACCCUGCUGUGCCCCCAUCUGGUCAGUGGAGUCCGAUGACCCUAACUUGGCUGCUGAUCACUAUGAAAUGAAAGAAGAGCCAGCUGAGGGCAAGAAGUCUGAAGAUGACGGCGUCGGAAAAGAAGACUUGGCCAUACCAGAGAAAAUUAAAAAGAACCUGAGGCAAGAUUCCUUAAAUGGUGCGGUGUCUGGCUCGGUGCAGGCGACUGGCCGGCUGAUGAAGGAGCUCAGGGAUAUAUACCCAUCACAGAGUUUCAGAGGUGGAAACUAUGCAGUCGAACUUGUGAAUGACAAUCUGUAUGAUUGGAAUGUCAGACUCCUCAAAGUUGACCAGGACAGCGCUUUGCACAACGAUCUCCAGAUCCUCAAAGAGAAAAAAGGAGCUGACUUCAUUCUACUUAACUUUUCUCUUAAAGGUAACUUUCCCUUUGAGCGCCGUUUGUCAGGGUUGUGUCUCCAGUCCUCUCCUGGGGGUAUGUUCUGGGCGGAGGUGCCAUCUGCAUGGAACUUCUCACCAAGCAGGGCUGGAGCAGUGAAGAGAGUCAGUGACCAUGCAGAUCAGUGCCACACUGGUGAAGGGAAAAGCACGAGUGCAGUUUGGAGCCAGCAAAUCUCAGUACAGCCUGACAAGAGCACAGCAGUCCUACAAGUCCUUGGUGCAGAUCCAUGAAGAAAACGGCUAGUACACACCCCCGAAGGAAGAUGGCUAACCCAGGAGUGCCAUCCCCUUCCUCCUUCCCUAGGCACCACUGGACCAAUUACCUUUGAAUGCUGUAUUUGGAUCUCACGCUGCCUCUGUGGUUCCCUCCCUCAUUUUUCCUGGACGUAAUAGCGCUGCCUAUUGCAGGACAAUGAUGGCUAUUCUAAGUGCUAAGAAAAAAAAAAACAAAAACCACAGGACUGUUUCAAGUACUCAAGACUGACUUACAGACCAACCAACCACCUGGCUGGAGCCCUUGCUAGCAGGCAUUCUUAAAAGAAACUUUUGAGCCUCCUUAUAUUGCUGGAAACUCAGCUGUGCUCCAGCCUAGAGCCUCCUUACCUAUGCUUUGGCAUUUUAAAUUAUACCUGACAUCAAGUACUGAACGCUUUUCCCAAAAUUUCAAAGUCGUGGUGGUAGAUGGGAAAGAUGAAAGCGAGUACCCCGUCAAAUGGCAGGACUUCUUCAGUGGACAUGUGGUUGGUGAGCCUGACUCUAGGGUUCUAGCCCACAUAGGCGAUGAUGAUAUUACAAUAAGAAUCAACACAGAUGGGGUGGAAUAUAAUGUAGAGCCACUUUGGAGACUAAUUAAUGAUACUAAAGACAAAAGAGUGUUAGUUUAUAAAUCUGAAGAUAUCAAGAAUGUUUCACGUUUGCAGUCUCCAAAAGUGUGUGGUUAUAUAAAGGCGGAUAAUGAAGAGUUGCUUCCAAAAGGGCUGGUAGGCAGAGAGCCACCUGAUGAGCUUGUUCAUCGGGUGAAGAGAAGAGCUGACCCUAAUCCCCUGAAGAACACGUGUAAAUUAUUGGUGGUAGCAGAUCAUCGCUUUUACAGAUACAUGGGCAGAGGGGAAGAGAGUACAACUACAAACUACUUGAUAGAGCUAAUUGACAGAGUUGAUGACAUCUAUCGGAACACUUCAUGGGACAAUGCAGGUUUUAAAGGUUAUGGAAUACAGAUAGAGCAGAUUCGCAUUCUCAAGUCUCCACAAGAGGUAAGACCUGGUGAAAAGCACUUCAAUAUGGCAAAAAGUUACCCAAAUGAAGAAAAGGAUGCUUGGGACGUGAAGAUGCUGCUAGAGCAAUUUAGCUUUGAUAUAGCUGAAGAAGCAUCUAAAGUCUGCCUAGCACAUCUUUUCACCUACCAAGAUUUUGAUAUGGGAACUCUUGGAUUAGCUUAUGUUGGUUCUCCCAGAGCAAACAGUCAUGGAGGUGUUUGCCCAAAGGCUUAUUAUAGUCCAACUGGAAAGAAAAAUAUCUAUUUGAAUAGUGGUUUGACCAGCACAAAAAAUUAUGGUAAAACCAUCCUUACAAAGGAAGCUGACCUCGUUACAACUCAUGAAUUGGGGCACAAUUUUGGAGCAGAACAUGAUCCAGAUGGUCUAGCAGAAUGUGCCCCAAAUGAGGACCAGGGAGGAAAGUAUGUUAUGUAUCCCAUAGCUGUGAGUGGCGAUCAUGAGAACAAUAAGAUGUUUUCAAACUGCAGUAAACAGUCCAUCUAUAAGACCAUUGAAAGUAAGGCCCAGGAGUGUUUUCAAGAACGCAGCAACAAAGUGUGCGGGAACUCCAGGGUGGACGAGGGGGAGGAGUGUGACCCCGGCAUCAUGUACCUGAACAAUGACACCUGCUGCAACAGUGACUGCAUGCUGAGGCCGGGCGUCCAGUGCAGUGAUAGGAACAGUCCUUGCUGUAAAAACUGUCAGUUCGAGACGGCCCAGAAGAAGUGCCAAGAGGCCAUUAAUGCUACGUGCAAAGGCGUGUCUUACUGCACAGGUAACAGCAGUGAGUGCCCCCCUCCUGGCGAUGCUGCCGACGACACGGUGUGCUUGGAUCUCGGCAAGUGUAAAGACGGCAAGUGUGUGCCCUUCUGCGAGCGGGAGCAGAGGCUGGAGUCCUGCGCGUGUAACGAAACCGACAACUCGUGCAAGGUGUGCUGCAGGGACCCCUCGGGCCGCUGCCUGCCCUAUGUCGACGCCGAACAGAAGAACUUAUUUUUGAGGAAGGGAAAGCCCUGUACAGUAGGAUUUUGUGACAUGAAUGGCAAAUGUGAGAAGCGAGUGCAGGAUGUCAUUGAGCGGUUCUGGGAGUUCAUUGACAAGCUGAGCAUCAAUACUUUCGGGAAGUUUUUAGCAGACAACAUCGUAGGCUCCGUCCUGGUUUUCUCCUUGAUAUUUUGGAUUCCUUUCAGCAUUCUGGUCCAUUGUGUGGAUAAGAAACUGGACAAGCAGUUUGAAUCGCUGUCUCUGUUCCACCCCAGUAACGUCGAGAUGCUGAGCAGCAUGGAUUCCGCGUCGGUUCGCAUCAUCAAGCCCUUUCCCGCGCCCCCGACCCCGGGCCGCCUGCAGCCCCCGCAGCCUGCCCCUGCGGCGCCCCCCGCGCCUUUGGUGCCUGUGGCCCCAAAGCUGGACCACCAGCGGAUGGACACCAUCCAGGAGGACCCCAGCACGGAUUCGCACGCCGACGAGGAUGGCUUCGAGAAGGACCCCUUCCCAAAUAGCAGCGCAGCCGCCAAGUCGUUUGAGGACCUCACGGACCAUCCGGUCACCAGAAGCGAAAAGGCCUCGUCCUUUAAGCUGCAGCGUCAGAACCGCAUUAACAGCAAGGAAACCGAGUGCUAGUUCAGGACCGCGUCCCGAGCGCUCUGACUUCCGUGUGCAGAAUAUUUUUAUAGAUUUGACCUCAAAUCACUGCAGUUUUUGUGAAGAUUUGGGAGAAAAAAAGGAAGUGACUUCACAGCAGAUGCCGGUCAUGUGUUUGGACUUCCUUUGCAUAUGUAAUACUUGUGUGGUCAGGCCCUUUUCCUUCUGAAGAGGUAAGGUGAAUCUCGCUUAUUUUGAGGCUUUCAGGUUUUAGUUUUUUUUGAUCUUUAAGAUAUCCUUCAACCUCUGACGCCAAAGCAGAAACUACAGCUGGAUUAGGUUAUGAGUAUUUACAUUUUUGUAAAUUAACUUUUCAUAUUGGGAACGGCACUGAUUAGGGAGAUGCUCAGUUUUUUUUUUAAACACUGUAAUGAUCCAGCAAACUUAAUGAGGCAUUUAGCAGUUUCUUGUGAGGAUAACUGGAACACAGAAUAGAUUUAUUUCUUUUGCCUUGAAGACAAAGGGAGAAAAAACCAAUGUAUAGAUUGUCUCCAAAAUGUGGGUUCUGUUUCUAGGUAUUACCUAGAACUUGUAGCAGCAGAAGGGAAUUACACUGCUAAAUUUAGGGAUAGGGUUUCUUAAUUCUAAAUUGUUAAGAAUCUCUAAUGUCUAGAAUUAAAACAAUCUAGCUUAUAGUGAGGGUUACAAAUUGUAGCUCAAUGAAUCUACAGAAUUCUGCCAACUGUUUUAGGACCCUAGGUAGCUGGGCAGUUUUUGUGUGUUUCUGAAGUAUCUUCAUGUAUCAAUACUGUCACCAUCCUCUUAAAACAUUCACCAUUCAGAAAGCCUGAACUACUUCAGAAUAAGAAAGUUAUGGUCGCCUCUUCUCAAACACUAGUGGCCAAGGAUGCACAGGAGAUGGUUUGGGUGCGACGUGCUGGCCUGGGGCUUUCUCCCCACACGACUGAUUGGUACUUACCCGUUACUUCUUCAUCUAGUGCUUCAGUAUGGUCUGCAUCUACUGUGUGAAGGAUAGAAACCAUCAGGUUGAAUUCUGAUUUCCUUUUAAAAGCUUCUUUCCCCUGCUAAGUAUUGAAAUGUGCUCACCAGCGAACACAUUUUAACUGAGAUAACUUGUAAGCUUUGAGAGCAAUCAGCCAAACCUGUGACAAAUCGUAUCUUUUUUUCUAAGGAUGUUUGUUACGCAGAUACCUGUUACACUAAUACUUGAACUUGUACCUUGUGGUAUUUGCUGUCUUUUAACUAGUCAUAAUAUUCUUAUAUUAUAGUUAAUACUUUUGCAAUCUGAUAUAAGGUGAGUGGGGGGUGAGUGGGGUGUGUGGGUGUAUGUAUGAGAGUGAAAUGGUUCCCAGCUGAAUGUAAGAAACCAUUUUUUAUAAAAUUGUGACUUUUUAAAAAACCAA